Rhipicephalus sanguineus (brown dog tick) is the source of this 668-nucleotide messenger RNA. Its product is annotated as mitotic-spindle organizing protein 1. The transcript has 4 exons. NCBI's taxonomy places the organism in Eukaryota, Metazoa, Arthropoda, Arachnida, Ixodida, Ixodidae. The record is from RefSeq and is a predicted model, not a curated record. Bases 43 to 282 code for a protein of 79 amino acids. Gene Ontology annotation, biological process: microtubule nucleation by interphase microtubule organizing center; gamma-tubulin complex localization; mitotic spindle assembly. Gene Ontology annotation, cellular component: centrosome; interphase microtubule organizing center; gamma-tubulin ring complex.
GCCGCGUUCGGCCGCGCGCGCGGCUGCAAGAAACAAAAGAAGAUGGCGGCUCCCAGUGGUGAUGAUCGACGGAAGGCUGUCAAGGAAACUUUCGACGUGCUCUUGGAGAUGUCACAGCUGCUGAACACGGGUCUGGACCCGCAGUCGCUGGCGCUCUGCGUCCAACUGUGCGAAAGCGGCGUGAAUCCCGAAGCCCUGGCCUGCCUCAUCAAGGAGAUUCGCGCCCGAACGUCGUCCAACGUCAACAGUUCGAGCAUGCGGCCUGAACAUGCCGAGCGGUGACUGCGCUCAUCUACUUGAUGAAGAUCUGCUGACCCUCUAGUGUACGCCAGGAGCACUUAUGGCUACCCCUGCUGUCUACCCUGCCAGUCGACGAGAACAGCGUUGCGUAGCUGCUUCAGUACUCUUCACCAUCCCCUCGUUUCGGUGGCUACCAUGUUUACUGAAAGUCAGACAUAGAAGCUUCACAUUUGUGGCUCCCUCUGUGUCCUGCAAGUGGACAGCGAUUAGGUAGCUAAAUUAUUUUUAAAACAUGCUUGAGGCUUUAUGAUAAGUUGCCCAAGCAAUCUUGCAGUAGCAGAAAGGUUCAUUUUUUUGUUAUUGUUUUUCUUGUACACUCCUACAACUUGACUCCAAACUGCAGAAAUAAAGUGAAUAUUGUCACUCAA